This is a messenger RNA of Zonotrichia leucophrys gambelii, 708 nucleotides long. RefSeq names its product claudin-7-like. The transcript is spliced from 4 exons. The coding region runs from base 1 to 657 and encodes 218 amino acids. NCBI's taxonomy places the organism in Eukaryota, Metazoa, Chordata, Aves, Passeriformes, Passerellidae. Gene Ontology annotation, biological process: bicellular tight junction assembly; cell adhesion. The record is from RefSeq and is a predicted model, not a curated record. Gene Ontology annotation, molecular function: structural molecule activity. Gene Ontology annotation, cellular component: plasma membrane; bicellular tight junction.
AUGGCGCACGGGGGCCUGCAGGCGCUCGGGCUGGCCCUGGCCGGCGCCGGCUGGCUGGCGCUGCUGGCGGCCACGGCGCUGCCGCAGUGGGAGGUGUCGACGUUCGCGGGCGACAGCAUCAUCACGGCCCUGGUGACCAUGAAGGGGCUCUGGAUGAGCUGUGUGAGCACCAGCACCGGGCAGCUGCAGUGCAAGAGCUACGACUCCGUGCUGGCCCUGCCAGCCCAUCUGCAGGCCACGCGUGCCCUCAUGGUGGUCUCGGUGGUCCUGGGCCCGGUGGCGCUGGGGGCGGCCGUGGCCGGGAUGCGCUGCACGCGCUGCGGCGGCGACGACCCCCGCAAGAAAGCCACGGUGGCGGGGGCGGGGGGCGGCCUCUUCAUCCUCGCAGGGCUCCUGGCGCUCGUGGCCAGCUCCUGGUACGGCCACAGGAUCGUCACCAGCUUCUACGACGCCACCAUCCCCAUCAACCUCAAGUACGAGUUCGGCACGGCGCUGUUCGUGGCCUGGGCGGGCUCGGCCCUGGCGCUGCUCGGGGGGUCCCUCCUGGCCUCGUCCUGCUGCAGCCGCGGAGGGGGCGUGGCCUCCAAAAAGGGGCGGGGCUACCCCGGGGCCAGGACCGCCCCCAAGGCCCCGCCCAGCGCGCGCGAGUACGUGUGAGCGGCCCCGCCCCCCCCUCAGGGAGCUCCCACCCCCACAUUUCGGGGUCUU